GCCAACGCCGGUCCAGGCCGCCGGGCGGCUGGAGCUGCGCUGCGGGCCAGGCCGGCCUGGCAGCGGGAGCCUGACGGGCCGUGCCCCGGUUGUGCGUGCCGGGAGGGCCGGGUGAGGCGCGGGGGACGGUCCCUGCGGGCUGCGCGGCGGUGCGGGGCCCGGCUCGGGGCGGCCUCCGCUGCCGGUGCGCGGGGAGGAGCUGGGAAGCGGGGGAAGAUGAGCGACGCGGCGCUGCUUCCAGCCGGUGAUCGACAUCGUCCCGAAGACUAAUGCAGAAAAUCAAUAAGAACGUGGUUUUGGCGCUCCUUUCGCUGACCAGCCUGGUUUUCCUACUCUUCCAGUUGUACUAUUACAAGUUCUACCUGUCGCAGAAGAAUGGAGCAGUUUUUUCCAAGGUCAGAGGAAGCCAGUCAGGUCAAGACAGCACGAGAUGGCAUGUGGUCAAUAAGUUCCUAGGCUUAAUAUCCAGUCACAAUAUACCAGUGUAUUUGAUCGAUCCUUUGAUUCUGGGACUGGUUGAUAAAGACAUUGAACAGAUCAGAAGUUCUCCUGAUGGCCCCAGUCCAGAAUGCAAGUACUUUUGUGCUCCAAGAGACUUUACUACGUUUGCACUACUGGACAAAACAUGGAAACAUGAAGUGGGCCUUUUUAGAACUGCUGAGAAAAUGGGGUUCCAAUGGCUAAAGAUUAUAAACAAGGACCCACGCUUGGAUGGGAUGGAUGACCUAUCAGGGAUUGAAAUUCCCUUGCACUACAUUUUUAAACUGGCAUCUCAUGCCAUUCACCUGGUGGUCUUCUAUGAGAGGAGUGGUAAUUAUCUCUGGCAUGGCCCUCUGAGACUCAAGCAACAUAUGGACAAAAAAUUUGUGCCUUUCCGGAAACUCCACUUUGGUCGCUACCCUGGAGCAUAUGAAAAGCCAGAACUUCAACUUGUUUCCAUUGAUGACUUAAAAGUUCAUAUUCCAAAAAAUCCGUCCAGUUUUCUAGAGGAGGUGUCACAGUCUAGAUUUCUUGAAUGUAGGUACAGAGAAGCUCGGGCUUUCUUUCAGCUGUAUCCUGAUGAUGCCUCUCUUGAUGCAGUGGAAUUCAGAAAAAAAGCAAAAUCCUUGCUCCAUAAGGCUGUCCUGACACUGAAUAACUUAGGAGUAAAGUUCUGGCUGAGCAGUGGAACAUGCCUUGGCUGGUACAGACAGUGCAAUGUCAUUCCUCACAGCAAAGAUGUGGAUUUGGGAGUCUUCAUAAGAGACUACAAAUCAGAUAUCAUUCCAGCCUUUCAGAAAGCAGGGUUAUCACUGAAGCACAGAUUUGGCAAGGUAGAAGACAGCUUGGAACUCUCUUUCCAGGGAGAAGAUGGUGUGAAACUUGAUAUUUUUUUCUUCUAUGAAGAGGAUGACCACAUAUGGAAUGGAGGAACUCAGGCCAAAUCGGGCAAGAAAUUUAAGUAUCUGUUUCCAAAGUUUACUCUGUGUUGGACUGAAUUUGUAGAACUCAAGGUACAUGUGCCCUGUGAAACCCUUCAGUAUGUUGAAGCCAACUAUGGGUCGGAUUGGAAGGUUCCUGUGAAGAUGUGGGACUGGAAGAGCUCACCACCCAAUGUGCACUACAAUGGUGUCUGGCCUGUUGAUGAGUGGGAUGAUGUCAUUCAAGUCUACUGACCACCUGACUUCUAGCUGAGCAUGCCAGCUGUAUUUGAAACUGUCAGUUUCUGUUUUCCUAUUUCCCAAAGGCAUCAACUUCCAUUCCUUUUGUAACUUCCUAUCUGUUUCCUAAGGAGACAUUUCCCUUUUUUUUUCUUUUUUGCUUAACAGGUAUUUUUUCAUCUUCAUCCUGCAUUUUCCAGGUAGUUAAAGGAGAAGAUUAAAAGCACCUGAAAAUAAAGGAAGCUGAAAGAAAAGCUGCACAAAGGGAAUAGAAAGGAAAUGUUGCAGUAAACAUGGGCAGUUUAAGAGUAAACAGCAGCCAGCUGGCUUAAACUUUCCUGGGAGCACCAAAACCUUGGGACUGCUCAAUUCUCAAACUUAAAGAGAGGGAUAGGAUGGAAAAAUGCCAGAGUAGUUCCUCUUCCCUCAGAGGAGAUUCUGUGAAAAGUUCAAAUUUUAAACGUCAGAGUUAUGACUACCUCAGGUGUGCUUGAUUGCAGAUUGGUACAACCCUGUGAUACACACCAAGUUGCUCUUGGGAGUGGAAUGUUUCCAUGACACAGAACCUGUGUCACCCACCUGCUUUACAUGUAGCAGGUAUUUGGUAAUGGCGUAAUGCUAAGUGAGUAGAAGGAGUAACUAGCUAUCCACACCAGACAUCAUCAAACAGUAGCUGGGUUUUCUGUGAACUAUCACCAGUACAGGCAUUUGUGACAGGGAAUGUUACCUGCUGUUUUUCCUUUUCUUCUCUUUUUUAAGAGCAUGAAGGUGUAGGCUGCACAGAUACCUUUCCCAUAAAGUAAUAAAUAUUCUGGUUUUUUAUGCCCACUUCUCCAUUUAAGAGUGUUGACCAGAUUUUAGAAAAUUACAGCUGUCCCUGCUUUCUUACAAGUAGGUAGAAAUGCCAGUAUUGUUAGCACCCUGUUUAACAGGGCCUCACAGGAAAGAGAUCUCAGAGAAUCGCAGCUCUUUUCUCUAAGACUGAGCAGAAGUGUGUACAUACACCAACUGUUCCAUCAAAUUUGCAAAAUCAAACUCGUCAAACUGCAAGUGAGUGUAAUACUAGGUUUUGGAUGGGAAUAGAGUGGAAGCCUGAUAGCUCCCUCCUCCUGCUGCUGCUUGUGCUUUUGGUCAGUGAGGUAAGAGUUCUUCCGUAUUUUGGAGAGGGAUAAUAGCUUUUGUAUGAGCGUGCUUUUCCAAGUUUUUCCAGUCCUAUGCAGGGCAGACAAGGGUACUUGGCUGCUAGUGGGUUACAACUAUAGUGUACAGUACAGACCAGGAGUUCUUGUUAACCAGGGUCAAGGUACUGAAUGGAGCUCGUGUUUACUUGUAACAAACCUGUAUCUGCUUUCUCCUCACUAAAGCAGAAAGAAUAUCUGUGUCACAGCUCUUCCACUUCCCCUGGGUAGAGGUAGGUUGAGUCUGUGUUUGCAUCUUGGUGAUCUGCAGUUGUCAGCUGUGUAAUGCUAGAAUCACUUAGGUUGGAAAAGACCUUCAAGAUCAUCAAGUCCAACCAUUAACCCUGCUCUACCAAGUCCAGCACUAAGCUAUAUUCCCAAUAGCCAAAUCUAGACGACUUUUCAACCAAUCUAGGGAUGGUGACUCAACCACCUCUUUGACAGCAUGUUCCAAAGUCUGACAGCCAUUUCAGUGGAAAAGUUCUUCCUCAUGUCUAGUCUAAACCUCCCCUGGCACAGCUUGAGGCCAUUUCCUCCUGUUCUAUCACCAGUUACUUGUGAGAAGAGACCAGUGCCUACCUCUUUACAACAUGCUUUUAGGCAGUUGAAGAGGGUGAUGAGGCCUCCUGGUCUCCCCUCAGCCUCCUUCAGUCUAAACAGCCCCAGUUCCCUCAGCUGCUCCUCAUAAGACUUGUUCUCAAGGCCCUUCACCAGCUUCACUGCCCUUUGGACACACUCCAGUACCUCCAUGUCCUUCUUGUAUUGAGGUGCCCAAAACUGGACAAAGUAUUUGAGGUAUGGCCUCACCAAUGCUAAGUACAGGAGGCAUGGUCCCCUUCCUGGUCCUGCUGGCCACACUAUUUCUAAACAGGCCAGGAUGCUGUUUACCUUUUUGGCCACCUGAGCACACUGCUGGCUCAUAUUCAUCUGCCUAUCAGUCAGAUCCCCAAGGUCCCUUUCUAUUGGACAGCUUUCCAGCCACUCUUCCCCAAGCCUGUAGCAUUGCAUGGGGAUGUUGUGGCCCAAGUGCAGGACCUGGCACUUGGUCUUGUUGAACUUCAUACAGUUAGCUUCAGCCCAUCAAUCUAGUCUGUCCAAGUCCCUCUGUAGAGCCCCCCUACCCACAGGCAGAUGUGUACAGUUCUGGAGAGAUGAAAUAGCUACUGCCACAAGGCAGUCCUACUCCUGUGCUGUUCCAGAUGUGCUCUGGGGAUUCCUGCUUUUUUUGUCCUGGAGUAUGCUGCUUGUUGUCUCCUGCCAAUCCUUUUUGGUUCCAGCAGUCUCCUGCCACUGAAGAACUGAAGUAAAUUAUUUAGCUUCUGGCAACAGCUUGUCAUGCUGUCUCUUCAAUUGGAGUGGUAACUUCUUUAGCUUUGCCUAAUUAAGAAGGGAGAUGUAAAAAACCUGUCAUGCUGUUUACUUGAUAAAGUAAAUGUUACAUCAUAAGGGGUAAUUUCUCAGGUAGAUUUUUUUGUAAUUUUUCCUUAAAAUGAAAAAAGCCAAUGUCCUUACAGUUUUCAUGUUCAGAACUCCAUUGCUUUGAAGUUCUUUGUCUAGUAACAUACAAUAAGCCUGUACAUUUUUCAAGUGUGAUAGAUGUUUAAGAGUAAAGGAAAAGACUGUCAGAAAAUUAUAAUCCUCCCAAAUUUUUGGCUUAAUAUUUUUAGAUGGAAAGACUAAUGGGAAAAAAAAAUGCAUGAAUCUGAAAGGGAGGAUGUCUUAAAUAGUUGAUUGUACCUGUUAGUUAUUGUUCGGGUUAAAAUAUUUUCAGAAGAUACAAAUGUAUAGUUAACAUUUAAUAAAAGGAGUCUAAUUUGCAGCUCAA
Messenger RNA from Apus apus (common swift), 4643 nucleotides. It is a transcript of the gene FKTN, whose product is annotated as fukutin. Gene Ontology annotation, cellular component: Golgi membrane. Gene Ontology annotation, molecular function: DNA-binding transcription factor activity, RNA polymerase II-specific; protein dimerization activity; RNA polymerase II cis-regulatory region sequence-specific DNA binding. Gene Ontology annotation, biological process: regulation of transcription by RNA polymerase II. Bases 270 to 1655 code for a protein of 461 amino acids. NCBI's taxonomy places the organism in Eukaryota, Metazoa, Chordata, Aves, Apodiformes, Apodidae. The record is from RefSeq and is a predicted model, not a curated record. The transcript is spliced from 9 exons.